Equus quagga is the source of this 3836-nucleotide messenger RNA. It is a transcript of the gene SGO1, whose product is annotated as shugoshin 1. Gene Ontology annotation, cellular component: chromosome, centromeric region; nucleus. The transcript has 8 exons. The coding region runs from base 138 to 1715 and encodes 525 amino acids. Gene Ontology annotation, biological process: meiotic chromosome segregation. The record is from RefSeq and is a predicted model, not a curated record. NCBI's taxonomy places the organism in Eukaryota, Metazoa, Chordata, Mammalia, Perissodactyla, Equidae.
CGGCGGGCCACGGGAGACGGUGCCGAAGACCAGCGGGGCCCGCAGUGAGGGACGCACACGGCCGGGCAGCCUCGCGGAGCCUUGGAAUGUGAGGAGGAGGACGACCGCUGCGGCAGAAGCGGAGGCCAAGGCAGAAGAUGGCCAAGGAAAGGUGCCUUAAAAAGUCCUUUCAAGAUAGUCUUGAAGACAUCAAGAAACGAAUGAAAGAGAAAAGGAAUAAAAAUUUGGCAGAGAUUGGCAAACGAAAGUCUUUUAUAGCCGCACCAUGCCAAAUAAUCACCAACACUUCUACACUGCUAAAAAACUACCAAGACAACAAUAGAAUGUUAGUUUUAGCUUUGGAAAAUGAAAAAUCCAAAGUGAGAGAAGCCGAAGAUAUCAUCCUACAGCUGAGAAAAGAAUGUUACUACCUCACAUGUCAGCUAUAUACAUUGAAGGAAAAACUUACUUCACAAGAAGCAGAAGGAACUGCUCAGAACCAGGAAGUAUGUCUUUCUGAAAUGGAUUCCAAUGGUGACAACUCCAGGGAUUUAUUUGUGACGGAUUUACCGCAAGUUCCUCUUCAGGAAGCUCACCUUCCAGGACCAGGAGAAUCGUUCCAGAUAGAAGAGCAAAUACCUACCAUUCCUAAUCAAGACAGACAGAGAUUUGAUUUGGAUUCAGGUGAAGAUAAGUCUACUGAUAAUGUCUUACCUAGAACUGUAUCUCUCCGUCGCAGUUUAAAGAAACGUUUUAACAAUCUGUGUCAAUUCGAUACCUUGGAUGAUUUUGAAAUCAGUCACUUGUCAGGACAGUCUUUUGAACUGGAAAGAAUUAGAUUUGUAGACCCACUAAUAAGCGUGCACAUACCUGAAAAUGUAGAAGAAAAUGUUUGUCAAUGGAACAAGGAUCAAAUUAACUUAUCACCAAAGCUCAUUCACCCAGAAAAAUCUACUAAAACGAACGAAGACAUUUUAGAGUAUAAAUCUGAACCAACUAAAAGAAAGCAUAGAGGUGCGCACGGAAGAAAAGAGAAAAGAAAAGCUAACAGAAGGAGAAAAUCAAAAUGUAUAUCAAAGUAUAAAUGGAGCAAAAGUGUAAAUAAAAUAACUGUUUCCAAAAGUAAGUUGGAUGGAUCUAUCACUUCCAAUGAUGCUUACAAUUUUAAUUUGGAAGAGGGUGUUCAUCUCACUCCUUUCCGACAAAAAAUGAGCAAUGAUUCUACAAGAGAAGAAAACAGCUAUGAAUCUGAAGUGAGCAUUUGUGAAUCAGGUGGUUCAGGAGAUGAUUCUGAUGACCUCUAUUUGCCCACUUGCAAGUCCAGUCAAGAUCUCACCAGCGAAUCAAAUAGGGGCCCAGUCACCAGGCCUCAAUCUAAAAGAGUGCUAAAAUAUUCGGCUGGAAAAGAGACAGAGGGUCCUAAGCCAACAGAAACUCCUACCAGUGCGCUACCUGAAACUCACCAGUCAUCUCAUCGUAGCCUGAAGGAUAUCACCAAUGUCCCCAUGGAUCCUGUAGUGAAAAUCAGAAAACUAUCUCUUUCUCCCAAAAAGAAUAAAGAAAGCCCAGCAGCGUCUCUGCCUAAGCGCAGGUGCACCGCCAGUGUGAACUACAAGGAACCCACACUCGCUUCGAAACUGAGAAGAGGGGACCCUUUUACAGAUUUGUGCUUCUUGAAUUCGCCUAUUUUCAAGCAGAGAAAGGAUUCCAGAUGCAGUUCUAAAAAAAAAGUUUGAAGCAAAUACAAUGAAGCGUUUGUUGGAUGCUAUUUAAAUUCAUCUUACACUCCCUUCUGUUGCUCCAAGAGAGAAUCUGUAAGAUAGUACACAAGUGGGUCGAACUAUUGCCAUAGAAAUUCUCUUGACAGGACUCUAGAUCAUGAACAUUUCUUCAAAACUAAACUUCCAAAGUGUUUUUUUCUUAAGCCUUUAAUAAAUUCGGUUUAUUUCUUCUUUUAAAUAUAAGUAGCUGGACUUAAGCACUAUACUAGUAUAGAUUUCUUACACUGCCUAAAACCCUUAAUUUUAGUAGAAAUAUAUCUUAUGCCAACAUUUUGAAAAUUAAUAAUGAUUAUUCAAAUUAAGAUGUUUUAAUUAUAAGCUUCUGGCAUCUUCAUUUUUCCCUUAAGUGGGGACACUAGAAUGAAUGAUUUUUGAAGACAGGCUGAGAAUAUUUUGAAACUCUUUAUAUAAUAUUUGAAUAAAGCAAAUUCUUGACAUUCAUAGUAGGGUAUACCCUAAGUUGUUUGUGGAUCCCUUAUGUCAUUGUUAUAUUCAAUGUUUUUUAAUAAAAUGCGUAUGAGAUCAUGAAUAGAGAGAAUUGAUGGUUUUUUAUGCUCAGGGACUAGGUAAGUGACUAGCUCUGAACCCCAAGAUCUAGGUGUACAUUGUUCAAAGUGAUACCUCAGCAAAACCACAAAUUACUAUGUCAUGGACUUUCCGGAUAGUUCCUUAUUUAGUCAAAAAUCUCAAAUAUUAAAUGUGUGAAUGCCGAGGGCUUUUUUGUAUUUUUGAUCAACUAGUGGGAGGGAACUAGUUCAGUUCUAAAAGUUUGAAGCUUAUACUUGUAAAUUCCUCUUUAAACUUUAAAGCAUUGUAGGUUAUCCAUUUUUAAAGAGCAAUAAAAGUUAUAUAAGAUAGUGCUUGUGUUUUUCUUCUGUUCUUUAAAUAUCAAAGAUAGAAUAUCUAUCUGAUCAUCUUACUUUCUGGCCUUUACUGUUCUCAUCCUUCUUGGACAUUUCUCUCCCUCCACCUUGGUUUUCCCUAUAGGCAUUGCCGUGAAACUCUCAGCUGCCCCCACCAUACUCUCAACCUAACACUUCUCUUCUCUUUCAACUUUUCAUUGUGGCAUCUCCAGGUCCAUGAUCAACAAAUUCUGUUUUACUGGGUGACUCUUCCAGUCUUGACCUCAGGUUUUCUUGACUGUAUCUCCAUGUCUUUCUGUAUUCCAUAUCAAUCACAUCCAAAAACCUUUUCAUCAGCCAAGAUUUUCUAUCCCUGAUGGAAUUGCUGAUUCAUAUGUCCUACUCUCCCAGCAACAAUCGCGUGCUUUUCAACCACUUUUGUUUGUUCAACCACUUCCCUUAGAGCUGUUCUUUAAAUUCAUAGAAACUCUAGAAUGGCUGUCUUAAGAUUAAAUACAAUUUAAAAUUUAAUUUCUCAGUCACAGUAUCCACAUUUCAAGUGCUCAAUAGCCACAUGUGGCUAGUGAUUACCAUAUUGGAGACAAUGCAGAUAUAGAGCAUUUCCAUCACCACAGAAAGUUCUAUUGGACAAGGCCAGCAAUGGGCAAUUGCUCAAGGCCAGCAAUGGGCAAACUAGCAUAUGGGCCAAAUUCAGCCCUCUGCUGGCUUUUGUAUGAUCUGGAAGCUAAAAAUAUUUUUGUGUUUUUAAAUGGUUGAAAAAAAAUCAGACACUUGCUAUCAAUUUUGAUGACAGAAAACACUAACUUUGAACCCCAAUAAAGUACUUAAAUGCCUCUUUGGCCUGCAAAGCCUAAAAUACUUACUCUCCGGCCCUUUUCCAAAAAUGUUUGCCAACUCCUGCUCUAGACCAUUGACUGCGUUUGCUUUUACUUACAGAUCUUUCUCUUCCGACAUUUCUGAUCUAGCUUUGAUCCUCACCUUCCCUUCAUCUCGAAAAUCAAUCAUUCUAAAUUUUGUGUUUUUGUAUUUUUAUAGUUUUUGUACUUUUAAUAUUUCUGUAUUUUUCCUGUAGCAUUUAUCUCUGGACUGUUAAGAAUUGUUUUGUAUUUUAACAUUUUACGUGAAUGUUAUAUUGUAUAUAUCUUUUUGCAACUGACUUUUAACUCAACACUGUUUUUGUGAUUUAUCCGUGUUGUCAGAUGUAGAUUAUUUU